CGCCCGCAUUACGUCAUGACGUUGUUGUUGGCGGUAUUUUUGUUUGGCAUCUACAAUGUUUAGUGCCAAAUUCGGGUGUAACAUUCACUUAAAAGAAAAGCUAUAGAUGCUUCAAAAUGAAAUAAUUCUGGCAGACACAGAGGCUAAUGAUGAUCAGUCAAAUGAGGCAGUGAAUCGCCUGAUUGCAAUCACAUCUGAGCUAGAGCAAUGGCAAGAAAUGGAACCAAAAUUGCUGACAACAAAUCCUGAAGUCUUACUAGCGGUUGGUAAAGAAGAGUUGCAGAGACUCAACAGUCAACUUAAAAUGGUCCUGUCAUGCUCACAAGCAAAGCUGGAUGCCCAGAAAAAGAUUUUGAAAAGGGAGCAGACAUGGCAAGCAGAGAAGAAAGAAGCAUUGAAUGCAGUGUGUGAGAAAAUCACCAGAUUACAGCGUGAAAACGAGAAAUCAGAGCACAGCAUUUUGCAGGAUAUGAAAAGAAAAAUUAACAAUCUAAAGGACUAUCACAGCAGUCUCAUGGAAAUGCUGAGCGACAUGUUAGCUGAGCACUUCCCACUUCCUGAUCCCCAAGGAAACGGCACAAAGAAAAAAAGAGCUGCUGCAUAUGAUGCAGAGAUUAACCUGAUUUCACUGAGUGAGAUUAUCGAGAGAUUGACCAAUAAAACUCUCAUCAAAAAACCUCAUGACCCUUAUGUGACUACUGAUGACACUUUCUGGCCACCAUACACAGAAAUGCUUCUUCGCAACGGUAUUGCAACACGACAUCCAGAAGAUUGCAAUAAAAUCCGUCUGGAAAUGUUUUUUUGA
Sinocyclocheilus anshuiensis is the source of this 805-nucleotide messenger RNA. Its product is annotated as centromere protein K-like. Gene Ontology annotation, cellular component: nucleus. Gene Ontology annotation, biological process: kinetochore assembly; mitotic sister chromatid segregation. NCBI's taxonomy places the organism in Eukaryota, Metazoa, Chordata, Actinopteri, Cypriniformes, Cyprinidae. The record is from RefSeq and is a predicted model, not a curated record.